UGUCCCCGGUCCGGUGACGUGAACGGUUUGAAAAGUUAACAACAAAGCGGUUAGGCAACGAAAGCAAAAUCCGUCACUCCGUCGUCCCAGAUUUYGGCCAUGCACCGUUAACACUUGGUUACUUAACACUAAAAAUUAAAAUUCGCGACUGUUGGCCAGUCUCGAACUCGUCUCGUAAUCCGUUUUAAUUUCGUUCGCUACGUAUUUUAUUAUAUAGGUAUACGAUAUAUUUUAACUAACGUAUACAAUAACAACAUCAUAGGAUGUAUUCAUUAAAGUCAUUUGUAGUUGUAGCACUAAUUUGCACUUCUUUAACCGUAUUCAGCCAAAAUGCUGAUAGUCAACAAGCCCGGUUAUUAGUAUCCAAACAAGUUCUCAAUAAAUUACUAGUUCAAGACUCAGAUAUCUUAGUUAAAUAUACCAUUUACAAUGUGGGAAAUAUACCAGCGACAAAUGUUGUAUUACAAGACUCAGGAUUUCCUGAAGAAGCAUUUGCCACAGUCAAAGGAAAUUUGAAUAUUCGUUUUAACAGAAUUCCAUCUGGUGCAAAUGUUACUCAUGCUGUCGUCAUCAAACCUCUUACGUAUGGGCGGUUCAACUUCACAGCUGCAGUGGUACAAUACAAAUCAUCAGAAGGUGCUGAAGAGCCACAAUUCGCAAUAAGCAGUGAACCCGGUGAAGGAUACAUCAUCAGUUAUGCUGAAUACGACAAGAAAUUCUCCCCUCAUUUGCUUGAUUGGUUUGUAUUUGCAAUAAUGACUCUGCCAGCUGUGGUAGGACCGUUCAUGUUAUGGUGGGUUAGCAAGAGCAAGUAUGAGUUAAUUUUGAAACAAAAACGUGAAAAAGUGUCUAAAGAUUAAAAUGAAGAACUUUUGUACAAUUAACAUUAAGGAUUCUUUAGUUUAAUUUUAUUUAAUAUAUGUAUUUUUUAUA
Diuraphis noxia (Russian wheat aphid) is the source of this 933-nucleotide messenger RNA. It is a transcript of the gene SsRbeta, whose product is annotated as signal sequence receptor beta. NCBI's taxonomy places the organism in Eukaryota, Metazoa, Arthropoda, Insecta, Hemiptera, Aphididae. The record is from RefSeq and is a predicted model, not a curated record. Gene Ontology annotation, cellular component: membrane; endoplasmic reticulum.